This is a messenger RNA of Chondrus crispus (carragheen), 639 nucleotides long. Its product is annotated as 60S ribosomal protein L13. The record is from RefSeq and is a predicted model, not a curated record. The transcript has a single exon. Gene Ontology annotation, biological process: translation. The coding region runs from base 1 to 639 and encodes 212 amino acids. Lineage: Eukaryota; Rhodophyta; Florideophyceae; Gigartinales; Gigartinaceae. Gene Ontology annotation, molecular function: RNA binding; structural constituent of ribosome. Gene Ontology annotation, cellular component: ribosome; cytosolic large ribosomal subunit.
AUGAAGCACAACAAUGUGAUCCCGAAUAACCAUUUCCGCAAGGAAUGGCAGCUGCGCGUGCGCACGUGGUUCGAGCAGCCGAUGCGCAAGCGUCGUCGCCGUUCGGCGCGCGUGCUCAAGUACGCCAAGUCUGCUCCGCGCCCGAUCGACGGGCUUCUGCGCCCCAUCGUGCGCUGCCCGACGAACAAGUACAACAUGCACGUGCGUCUGGGCCGCGGCUUCUCGCUCGAGGAGCUCAAGGAGGCCGGCAUUGCCGUGCGCUACGCGCCCACCAUCGGCAUCGCUGUCGACCCACGCAGGAAGAACCGCUCCUUGGACGCCAUGCAGGAUAACGUCCAGAGGCUCAAGGAGUUCAAGACCAAGCUCAUAGUCUUCCCGAAGAAUCCCGCGAAGCCGAAGGAAGGCGAGGCCAAGAAGGAGGAGCUGGCCAUGGCCGCCCAACUGGAGGGUAAGCUCAUGCCCAUUCAGAAGACCACUGCUGAGAUUGAAGUCCGCCCUAUCACCAAUGAUGAUCGCGCCAAGACUGCGUAUAGGUCGCUGCGUAUCGAGAAAUCCAACAAGAAACUCGAGGGUAUCCGGAAGAAGCGCGCGGCUGAGAAGGCCGCCGAGAAGGCCGACAAAAGCGCAGCGAAGAAAUAG